AUGGCUCUAAGUGGCAACUGCAGGACUUACCUUCCUCCUCGAGAGCAGGGGACUGGGCUGCACUCCUUCCCGGAGGUAGUGGAGCUAAACGUGGGCGGCCAGGUUUACUUCACUCGCCACUCCACCUUGGUUGGCACCCCUCACUCCCUGCUGUGGAAAAUGUUCACCCCAAAGAGAGACACAGCCAACGAUCUGGCCAAGGACUCCAAGGGAAGAUUCUUCAUCGACAGAGAUGGUUUCCUUUUCCGCUACAUUCUGGACUAUCUCAGGGACAAGCAAGUGGUUCUGCCUGACCACUUCCCAGAGAAGGGAAGGCUCAAGAGGGAGGCUGAGUACUUCCAGCUCCCGGACUUGGUCAAGCUCCUGACUCCCGACGACAACAAGCAAAGCCCCGACGAUUAUUGCCACAGUGACUAUGAAGAGGUCUCCCAAGGCAGUGACACGAGAAUAUGCCCACCCUCAUCGCUCUUACCGCCUGAUCGGAAGUGGGGAUUCAUUACCAUCGGGUACCGGGGGUCGUGCACUGUUGGCAGGGAGAGCCAAGCAGACGCCAAAUUCAGGAGGGUCCCGAGGAUUUUAGUUUGUGGGAGGAUUGCUCUGGUCAAAGAGGUCUUUGGAGAAAGUUUGAAUGAAAGCAGAGACCCAGACAGGGCUCCAGAAAGGUACACCUCCAGGUUUUAUCUCAAGUUCAAGCACCUGGAGAGGGCUUUCGACAUGUUGUCCGAGUGUGGAUUCCACAUGGUGGCCUGUAACUCCUCGGUGACAGCUUCCUUUGUCAACCAGUACACAGACGACAAGGUCUGGUCCAGCUACACUGAAUAUGUCUUCUACCCUGGAGCAAUAAAGCCAGGGGAGAGGAGAGCUGCUAGGCAAAAAGGAACAAAUAUAGAAGAAGUACAGAUGGAGGAAAAGGAGAGAAAAUUCACACACAAUCUGGAGAGAAAAGACUAG
Pelecanus crispus (Dalmatian pelican) is the source of this 951-nucleotide messenger RNA. NCBI's taxonomy places the organism in Eukaryota, Metazoa, Chordata, Aves, Pelecaniformes, Pelecanidae. The record is from RefSeq and is a predicted model, not a curated record.